Molecule: messenger RNA, 4355 nt
Organism: Solenopsis invicta (red fire ant)
Lineage: Eukaryota; Metazoa; Arthropoda; Insecta; Hymenoptera; Formicidae
Product: tonsoku-like protein
Exons: 2
Coding region: 310-4107 (1265 amino acids)
Molecular function (GO): protein binding
Source: RefSeq, a predicted model, not a curated record
GAAUAGCGAGGUUGUUCGUUUUCCGACGAUUUUCGGGACGCUCCAAGUGGCGCCAAAAUCACGAGGCCGACAGGCCGACCAGGCCGACAUCGGCAUGGCAGAUUCGUAGAUUGAUAGAAAAACAUCACUCUUUUAAAGCAGAUUAAAGUUGAAAACACAUUCCGAAUUUAAUAAAGAGAAGUGUCACGCGUGAUUUCAUUGCACUUCCCACAGCGUCGCGCGAUUAAGUUUACUCUCGGGAUCUUGGAGCAGUGAAAGGGACCUUGAAGAAAAUAAGAUAAUUUACGUAUUUAUAAGAAAAUUGUCAAAAUGAACAUCGAUAAACUCAUCAAGAGGAAGCAGCAUGCCAAACGUGACAACAAUCUGCGUCAAUUGGCCGAAAUCACAAAUACUUUGGGGGACAUGUACUUUGAGAAUAAUCGACCGAAGGAAGCUCUGCAAGAAUACACGGAGCAGCUGAGAGUCUGCGAGAAACUGCAAGACAAGCUGAGCUGCGCGAUAGCGCACAGAAUGAUUGGGGAAGUUUACGCGAGCAUGGAGGAUUAUGAGCAGGCCCUGAUGCACCAAAAUCUACACUUGGAAGGUGCCAGGGAGAUGAGUAACUCGAUAGAGGAGCAACGUGCGUUUGCCACCCUGGGCAGAACUUAUUUCUGUUUAGCCGAGAGUCUAAUCGGCAGGACAGAAGAGCGCGAUGAGGCCCUGGAGAGCGCGAAGAAAGCUUACACGCGGAGUAUGGAGCUGUGCGACAAAUUGACGGCCACCGAGAUCAAGCUGGAGGAGAGAACGCUGAUGCGGGCGAGGUUGCUGCUUAAUCUGGGACUGACGCUAGAGGCGCAGAAGGAGACGCAACAGGCGAUCAGUCUAAUUGAGCAAGCAACUGCAUUGUGCGUGUCCAAUAACUUCCAGGAGGAUCUGCACAGAACGUGUAUCUCUCUGGCGACUAUAUACGAGCGGCAGAACAAUCUUGAGCUGGCAUUAAAUUAUAUCGAGACCGCGGCAACGGUGAACGACGUACGCCUAAAAGCCGAGGCGAAGAUAACGAAAGCCGAACUCUUCAUGCGAACUGGACAGUGGAUUGAAACGCGUAAAGUAUUGAUUUCCCUGUAUAGAAGUAGCGGGUUGCCAAAGGACAUUAAUCAACAGGUGGAGAAGUACUUGAGAAUUAUUGUAACUAUAUGCCGAGCGGAAAAUAGUCUUCUCGACGAGCCCGAUACUCGGACCAAGCAGAAGCUGUACGAGGCUCUGGGCGACGCAGCGGUCGCCGCGCAAUGCUUUGACAAGGGUGUGGAAUAUUAUCGACAUAUGUUGACCUGCGCGGAGGAAACGGACGAACAAAUAGGUAUUUCCUUGAUGAGUCUAGCCCAAACGCUCAAGGAUGCAGGACGCUACAAAGAAGCAUUGCCUUUCGCGCAAAGGGAACUGGAACUUUGCACCAAUCCUCGAGAAAAAUGCAGAUCGGCAUUAUUCCUAGCAGAUUUAUUAACAACGACGAAUGCUGCUGAUGUAGAAAUUCGGCAGUGUUACAUCUUAGCGUUGAGCUCAGCAAACGAAAGCGAUAAUGUCAAGUUACAAAAGUCUGUUACAAGAGAACUCAUCAGUUAUCUCGAAAGCACAGGCCAGCUUGACGAGGCAGAGGACACAAGACAGAAAGCGGGAUUAACUUUGGAAGCGUCCAGCGAUACAGAGAGCGAAGCAUCGUCCGAGGAAAGCGAUAGAAUUGGCGCGGAUAUUUGUCUAGAGGAUUUGUCCGAUCUGGAGGAAACUGAGGAGAGUGUCAAGACGACGGCCGGUACCAAGAAAAGAAUGAGGAGAAAAACGUCCGUGAUCAAGAGGAACGAGAAGGGCGAAACGCAGCUGCACGUGGCGUGCAUCAACGGCGACGUCGCUGCUGUCGAGAGGCUCCUAUCGUCCGGUCAUUCCGUAAACGUCAGAGAUCACUGCGGUUGGUCCCCGCUUCACGAGGCUGCUAAUCACGGUUACGUGGAGAUCGCGGAGCUGCUGCUGAAGCACGGCGCGGAGAUCAAUGAUCCGGGCGGCAUGUCCUGCCAAGGCGUAACGCCGCUACACGAUGCCGCGUCUUGCGGACACUUCUCGAUGAUGGAGCUCUUGUUGCAACGCGGAGCGGAUGUAACGCGUACGACCCGCGACGGCGAUACGGUGCUGGAUUGCUUGGAGGCCUGGAAAGAUCGCGUGGAAGAUUUAAGCCCUAAGGACUUGGUCGAGUACGACGCGAUGUAUAAAAAACUUUCGGCUGUUACUCCAGUAAGAAAGAAAAGGAAGAGAUCCGACAACGCUCGGAUAUUGAACGAAAAGUCCGGGUCGUCCGAGACACUUGAGGUUCAAAAGAUAUCCGCCGGUGAAGAUUAUAAGAGAACGAUAGCGAGCUUGCGAUUAUUUAAUAAAAAUAACACCGUUAGUGCAUUUAAAGUAAGCAGUAAUGAUACGAUCACGCCUUUGGUGAACGAGGAACAGGUUCUCGUCGAUGACUGGCUUGAAGACGAUAUCGGAAAUGUGACGAAGAAAAAAUCUACAAAUCAAACAAAUCAGAAUAAAUCGAACAAUCACACUACCACGAUCAAACGAAAGUCUUUUGACGGAAAUCUGAAGAAUACUACUAAAAGAAUGAAAUUGAACGAUGCGCGUCGAAGCAAGGAUGAUUUUAGUACGAGUGAAGACAGCGUUGAUUCCGUCACUGAAAUUUGUCAAUUAUACGAAGAACCUAAAAGAACUAGGAGAAAACGACAGACGUCCUUGAUCUCAAGUGGAUUCACUCGCUCGGUAUCUCGCUCGCCCUCGCCGGUGGCUCAUUUGCAAUCAUCGUUGCAUACAACAAUAAGUGCGAAACAGUACGACAAGGAGGAAUACAUACAUUUACGUAUGUCUGUUAAGGAAGAGGUGUUCAAUCUAAAGAUAGCAGUUUGCGAAGACGAGACAGAGCUUAUAAUGUGCAUUGUAAGUACCACCGAACGCAUGUUCCACGAUGAAACCGGUUGCACGAUUAAACUGCAGUUGCAACCGAUAAAUGGAACUGUUGUAACGAAGGAAAAUAUCCUGAAAAUUACGAAAGAAAAUCCGAACGAUGCGAAAGUAGAAUGCGAGAUAGUCGAGCUGCAGAUUCCGCCCAUUGUCGAGCGAUACAAGACCAUCUGUUGUACUCACAAUUUGGUCCCCUGCGAGAUCGUACUAAAGUGCUUGAGAUCUUGUGAAAACACGUCGAUAUUUCGUGUAAAAUCUGACGAUAUCAAUAAACAAUUACUUGUACCGUUAUUAAAAACUUUAGAGUACGAAAAGAGUAUUAAGGUGUUACAGCUGUCGGGUACUGUAUUGCUGAUGGCAGGAAUGUAUUUGUAUCGAUGUCUCUCGAAUCUUACGUUUUUACAAGAGCUCUACUUAAAAGGCUGUGAUAUCGACCUCGCCUGUUUACGCCAAGUAAACGCGUUGCCUCCUCAGUUAAGGGUCCUAGAUCUAAGUUAUAAUCCGUUGGGCUCCGAUGGCAGUGAUGCCCUUCGAAAAUUAAUCGCUCCCUUAAGAUACUUGCAGACUCUUAACUUACGUUACUGCAUGCUGGAGAACUUUUAUCUUCCACUUGACAAUCCUAAUCUGACGUGUUGUGAUAUUUCGUGGAACAAAUUAAAUCGCGACGCGGUGACUUCUUUCUUAAGUAGGCAAUUGUUCGAUUUGAACUUAUCUAAUGUUCCAUUUUCCAAUCGCAUCGUUUUAAGCUUAGAUACGAUGAGCGUAGCUCUAUCACCAAGCUUGGAAUCGCUGGACCUUUCGUUCUGUGACAUAAUAGAUUCUGAUGUGAAAAUCAUUUUGACGCAAUUGCCUAGACUGUUAAAAUUAAUACUUAGUGGGAAUACAAAUGUAUCUGUAUCAUCUGUAAACGCGUUGUUAAGUCGUCAACCUACGUUAACUUAUAUCGAUGUUAGUGGUUGUAAAACUAUCGAGAGCAAUCCAGAAGCAGGAUUGAUUAUACGAAAUCCUGAAGUUUGUACACUACUGGCUAGCAUAGAACCUAAUUUAUGUGAUUCAUGGAUUAAAUUGUGGCGAGGUACGGGUAUUGUAACGAAAUUGCCUCAUAACUUGGCAAUUUUUAAAUCAAUAUGACAUUUUCUACGAAAAAUAAUAUUUUGUAAGUAUAUAUGUAUAGAUGUAUAAUUUUGAUACACGGAAAAUUAUUUUUAAAAGAAUAUCUUGUGAAUAUGUAGAUGUUUCUAGAAGAAAAAUUAUAUUUCUUAAUACAUGCAAUAUACCCACAAAAGCAUUACUAUUAUAAUUUAUAAAUUAUUAAUUUUUGCAUCUCUUUUGUAUAAUAGUUUUAAAGUUUUGUAAAAAAUGAAUAGACUCGUUCCAUU